Molecule: messenger RNA, 1446 nt
Organism: Podospora pseudocomata
Lineage: Eukaryota; Fungi; Ascomycota; Sordariomycetes; Sordariales; Podosporaceae
Gene: COF1
Product: cofilin
Exons: 6
Coding region: 770-1249 (159 amino acids)
Biological process (GO): actin filament severing; actin filament depolymerization
Cellular component (GO): actin cortical patch; cytoplasm; actin cytoskeleton
Molecular function (GO): actin filament binding
Source: RefSeq, a predicted model, not a curated record
GGAGGGGGCAGCUGGUGUUGAUGAACUGGGCGAGAUGAUGGAGGUCCAUGCAAGUGGGCUGUAAUAUUAAACCCCUCUCUCGCCUUCCCUCACCAGGCGCAAAUCAGGCCCACUUCUUUCUCUUGCUUCUCCUUUAUUGUCAUCUACACUCUCUCUCUACCUAACCAACUUUUUUGUUGUUUCUGAAGAGAGAGAAGAAGAGAGUGUUUUGCUGCCUGUUCUAUUCUGUUCAGUCGGAUACCUAUCUGAUUACGUGUGUCUGCCGAAUAUCAACGGUUUUUUGCUCUGAGGACUCACCACACCACGCACCCACCCACCGAGCCACGCGAUUUACUGCUUGCGCAUCACCGAUCGAGUUCCUUUUUUUUUUUAGGGAGUUUAGACAACAUCCACAAGAAAACCGCAAUCAUGGUGAGUUUUGGAUUUAAAGGGGAGGGAGGGUGAGGGGAUUGGGAGGGGGAGGGGGUUGAUGGGAUUGGGUGCUUGUUUGGUUUUGCUUGCGCGCAUGAUCCCCGCUUGUUGUUGGAUGGGAGAUGAUGCGCGCCGAGGGAACGAACAGCUUUCGAGGAGGUGGUGUGCACGAUAGCCGACGACGACAUGAUAGCUGACAUGAUUCUUUCUCUCUCGCAGUCUCAAUCCGGGUUAGUAGUACCGCCUUCUGUUCUAUGAUGUCCAACUACCCUUCUGCGAGCGAGGCCCACCACCGCCGAAUCGACCGUCAUCACAGCCCAACAUACUUCCCCCUCUGAGUCUUCCACCACCAACCCAGAUGGCUAACCACACACAUGCAUCAAACAGCGCCACCGUCAACGAGGAGUGCAUAACCGCCUACAACGACCUCAAGCUCAACAAGAAGUACAAGUACGUCAUCUUCAAGCUCUCGGACGACAACAAGGAGAUUGUCGUCGACAGCACCUCGGAGAGCAGCCCCGAGUACGACGACUUUCGCAAGAAGCUCAUCAACGCCAAGACGAAGAGCAAGACCGGCGCCGUAGGCAAGGGUCCCCGCUACGCUGUCUACGACUUUGAGUAUAAUCUCGCUUCUGGGGAGGGUGUCCGGAACAAGAUCACCUUCAUCGCUUGGUCCCCUGAUGAUGCCGGUAUCAUGGCCAAGAUGGUCUACGCCUCCUCCAAGGAGGCUCUCAAGCGCGCCCUCCCCGGCAUCGCCACCGAGGUCCAAGCCAACGACGCCGACGACAUCGAGUACGAUUCGCUCGUCAAGACGGUGAGCAAGGGGACUGCUGCUUAAUUUUUUGUUUUUUUGGCGGCGCGGCGGUCGAGUUGUUGUGUGACAAAGGAGAGGGGAUAAACAUGGUCAUAUCAGAGAAAUGGUUAUGUUGUUAUACGCGAGUAAGCGGGAAGGAUGGUGGUGGUGGUGAUGGUGGUGGUGGUGGUUAAGGUAGAGGAGGAGCAUGCUGUAGUUGUCUGAACUGAUAUUGCGAGUUU